AUGUCAAAACAAUCAUCUAUCCUGAACGCCACGGAGGAAGAUAUCCAACUCCUUCUUUCGGCGACAUGUCAUAUUGGUGCCAAAAAUUUGAAUGUUCAAAUGAUUCCUUAUGUUUUUAAACGUCGACCUGAUGGAGUUCACAUUAUUAAUAUCGGUAAAACAUGGGAAAAAUUGACUUUCGCUGCCCGAAUUAUUUGCGCUAUUGAAAAUCCUGCUGAUGUGGUUGUAAUUUCAGCACGUCCAUAUGGACAAAGAGCAGUAUUAAAAUACGCAUCAUAUACAGGAGCUCAACCUUUUGCAGGAAGGUUCACACCUGGUACAUUUACUAAUUAUAUUACCAGAUCGUUUAAAGAACCGAGAUUAAUUUUAGUAACAGAUCCAAAAACGGACCAUCAAGCUAUAAAAGAAGCAUCAUAUGUUAAUAUUCCAGUUAUUGCGUUAGCUGACACUGAUUCACCAUUAAAAUUUGUUGAUGUAACAAUUCCAACAAAUAAUAAAGCAAAACAUUCGAUUGGACUAAUUUACUGGAUGUUAGCAAGAGAAGUAUUAAGACUUCGAGCUACCAUUCCACGUGAAAUACCAUGGUCCGUUAUGGUUGAUAUGUUCUUUUACAGAGAUCCUGAAGAAGCUGAAAAGGAAGGUGAAACGGCUUUAGCUACUACUGCUCCUGAAAAAAGUUUUACUAGUUUUGAACCUACUAGCAGUUGGGAUGAAGGUACAACAGAUUGGGGUGCUGAAGGUCCUGGUGCUGUUAGUGGCAUUAGUCCUGCUUUAGCUGUUACCGCUACUCCUGAAAGUGGUGGUACUUGGGAUACUCCCACAGCACCUGUACCUCCUCCAACUGAACCUACCACCACUACUACUUUCGAAACUACGAUUCAAACUACUACAGGUGGUGGUAGUUGGGCUGAUGAAACUUCUGCUGAAAAUACUGGAUGGUAA
Funneliformis geosporum is the source of this 942-nucleotide messenger RNA. Lineage: Eukaryota; Fungi; Glomeromycota; Glomeromycetes; Glomerales; Glomeraceae. The record is from the annotation of a GenBank genome assembly.